Adineta steineri is the source of this 885-nucleotide messenger RNA. The record is from the annotation of a GenBank genome assembly. NCBI's taxonomy places the organism in Eukaryota, Metazoa, Rotifera, Eurotatoria, Adinetida, Adinetidae.
AUGAAUCCUUAUCUUAAUCCUUAUGUAGCGAAACCUAAUCGCUACCAAAAUAAUGCCAGUUAUAAGAUUCGUCCAGUAUCAGUGCAAAGUCGACCAGUAACAAUUAAUAAACAACAAUAUAAUUUCAAUAAAAAGAUUGCUACCGGUCAAUUUAGUUCUGUUUAUGCAGCAUAUCGUCGUUCAGAUAACAAACCAGUUGCUAUUAAAAUUAUACCCGCAGCAACAAAACAUAGUACAGAAGCAGCGAAUGUGAUGCACUUAUUUCUUAAUGAAAUUCAAAUGGCAAAACGUUUAGCAACAACAUCAAAUCAUAUUAUACAUAUAUAUGAUUUUGAUUUCGAUCAACGUACAGGUUUAUCAUUUAUUAUAAUGGAACUUGGUCAACAAGAUUUAGAAAAAUAUCUUUCACAACGAAAUGCAUUAACACCCGAUGAAAGAAAAUCAAUAUGGCGACAAUUAGUUAAUAUUGCCAUUACUCUUUAUAAUCAUAGAAUUAUGCAUCUCAAUAUCUCACCAGAAAAUCUUGUUUUAUUUCCUGGUAAUUUAGUUAAAUUAGGUGAUUUUGGUAUGGCUCGAAAGUUUCAACAAUCCAGAACGAAGUCGCUCGGUAAUCCAGUAUAUUUAGCACCUGAAUUAAAUUCACCUUAUCAUAAGCCAACGCCUACAGCAAAAGCAGAUAUAUGGUCAUUUGGUGCUAUUCUUUAUCGUAUGACUUAUUUGAUGCCACCUCAUCACAAUUCUCCAUUUUUUCGACCUCCGUUAAAUCAACGUUCUACUAAUGAUCCAAAUCUUCUUAAUAUACUUCAACAUACACUAGUCAUUGAUCCAAAUGCAAGACCCGAUGCAUUAUGGUUAGCUACACAUCCUUAUACAAAGACAUAUUAA